AUGGCAAUCCUUACCCUCAGCAACACUUCCGCCAAAAUGAUUAAGUGUGAGUCGUUUUUGCUCACUUUUUUCCUUUUAUUCAUAGUCAAGGGAGGAGAUAGUUUAAGCCGCGAAAAGCGGACUUUGAUUUGGCCACAGGGCGGUAGCAAACUCCUGGCUAUUUUCGGCGUCGGAAUUCCAGUCGAUUUAAAACCAGAAACAGUCAUCGUAGGAAUGGUAAUCAAAGCCAACUAUAGAUACCCCACAAACGUCACCGAACUUCGCCAACCUUUUGUUACUUUUCAACGAAAAAAACGAGGAGCAAGUCGCUGGGAUUUAUACGCAUUGUUGACACAAGCAUUAGAAAUGCGAGGGUUUGGAGGGAAAUCGUGUCUUUUGCGAACUAUCUGUGAAGUUGCGAGAACUCCUUUAGAGAAAAACUUUGGACUUUUCGCCGAACUCAUUCAUACAUUUUUCACCCCGACAACUACCAACGAAGGAGUCACUCACCAUAGAGACAAUGAGUAUUAUGCCGCCCAGGUUUUGGGCCAGAAGGGCCACAAUUGCGAGCAAAUUUUCAAAGAGUGCAACAUGAAUUUAAUUGACCUGUUUACUGUACCUGAAUUUUUCAAUUAA
Molecule: messenger RNA, 615 nt
Organism: Tribolium madens (black flour beetle)
Lineage: Eukaryota; Metazoa; Arthropoda; Insecta; Coleoptera; Tenebrionidae
Exons: 4
Coding region: 1-615 (204 amino acids)
Source: RefSeq, a predicted model, not a curated record